Molecule: messenger RNA, 1427 nt
Organism: Hyla sarda
Lineage: Eukaryota; Metazoa; Chordata; Amphibia; Anura; Hylidae
Product: semaphorin-4A-like
Biological process (GO): semaphorin-plexin signaling pathway; positive regulation of cell migration; neural crest cell migration
Molecular function (GO): chemorepellent activity; semaphorin receptor binding
Source: RefSeq, a predicted model, not a curated record
AUGUUAUAUGUCGGCUCCAGAGAUGGCCUCCUACAGGUCCCGCUGGUGAACUGCAGCGUCUAUAGGUCGUGCUUUGAGUGCAUCCUGGCAAGAGACCCGUACUGUGCCUGGAACGUGCCAACCCAGGAGUGCCAGAUGGUGCCCUGGACCCUGGAGAAUCGCGACCACUGGCUGCAGGAUAUAGAGAAAGGAAACCCCAACAGCACCUGCCUGAGCCCCAACAUGAGAGGCCGGAGCCCACGACCCGGGCACCACCCCGACAACCCCCCCACAAGAGUUGCUAACUACAGUCAGGCCUAUAACUCCAUUGUUGAGCUCCAGUGCCCCCGGCUUUCCUCUAGCGCCACCUACAGCUGGAGACAUCUUGGACAGUUGGUGGAGACGCAGGUGGUCACUCCGGGGGGCAGUCUGGUUGUCAUAGUGAGGAGCGACACGCUGGGUCCGUACGAGUGUUGGGCCAAUGAGAAGGGUUUCAGCUACAAGGCGGCCCAGUACUGGAUCAAGGACCCCAGCGGGGUGGGCGUCAGUCACCGCUGGCACCUACAACCGGGACAGUAACAUGGCGUUCGAGGACGGCGUCUCCUACAUCAGCGACCAGCACAACUACUUCAAGCCUUUUGUGGCGGUGACGGUGCUGCUGGUGCUGGCCGCUGUUGGGGAGCUUGGUUCUGGCGCUCUACACCUGGCGAGACCAGAUAAAGGCCAAGAGUAAGAUCCAGGGCUGCAGCACGCCCGAGUCCGAGAAGCUGUCCGCCGCCAAGACGCAGGAGAAGACCCCGCUCAACGGCUUCUGCCGCUACGGCCGCGACAUCGCCAAACCCUGCUGCGUCCCCUGCAGAGCCGGCGGCAAGAUGGAUGUAGACAACAACAGCGUCAACCUGACGCCAAAUGGGGAGGCACCGGAGGCGGCAUCCGAUGUGUGAGCCACAAUGUCGUGUGUGGGACUCCACCUCACUCUGCGGACAGACCGCCAUCUUGUUUUUCUGUGGGGUUAAUGAUGGAUAUUCCAGUGAGAUUAUGGCGGUCGUCAGAACCACUAAGCGCCGCCGCGCGGGACCAAAUAGGACUUACAGAACCAUGAGCCAAGAUGGCCGCCGGGCGGAUGGACGACUGUUACCCCUUUUAUAAUGUGAACCCAUUGUAUAUAGAUGUGACCACUGCCGGGUGAUGGAGGGCACGCCGCCUCUGUUACCGCCAUGACGCACAAACUGCCUCAGUGCAAAUAUGGAACACGCGCGACCAAAGCUCAGAGUGCGACUGCGCAAAUGUGUCCGUGUGUGUGUGCGCACCUACCUGUGUCCGGGGGAGGGGGGUCGUCUGUUGUUGCAGUACCGUAUCAGUAUUAUAGGGGGCGCCGUGUGCAUGACCAGUCACUGCCAGUGUGGACUUUAUUAUUGUUUUAUAUAAAAGACAAAAAUCUGUCAAAA